AUGUGUUUGUGGUGCUACUGCAUUGCAGUGCUGCUCGCUCUUCUUUCAACUGUCAGUGCUGUACCGGAAUCUACUCCUAUUGAAAUAAGCUCUCCCAAGUCACCCCUCUCCGUUACCAGCCUAGGCCGCGAUGAUCCUCACGCGAGACUGCUGAGGGCUGUCGAUGACGAGGAGAGAGCCAUUACUUUUCCCGGCAACUCGAGGCUUGUCAAGUGGCUGAGUCCGUCGACAGAGGCCAAACUCCCCCGCGCUGACAAACUGAACGUGAAAAAGUGGGUUAAGAACCACGACGAGAUGGACGACGUCUUCGCGCGACUGGAGCUCAAUGCUGGAGUGGAAAAGGUGCUGUCCAACCCCAAGCUCAACACCUACGCCGCCUACAUCGACCGCUUCAACAAGCAGAACCCGUCCAACAAGGUGAAGAUGAUCGACAUGUUCACCAAGACCUACCAAGUGGACAAACUGGCCGCGGCACUCGAGAGGGCAGGAAACGUCCCAAGCACGAGCAAAAUAUCGUACCGAUUGCGGAGGGAACUAAUCGACUCUUGGGAGUCCGCGGCAGAAUCCUCAGAUGACGUUUUCAAGAUGCUCAAGCUCGACGAGGCCGGGAUCAAGCUCUUUGUGUCGCCGCAGUUGAACACAUGGUAUUCCUAUGUGAGAAUGACCUAUACGAUCAAACCGAAAGAGGAAAUGAUCAGGGUGUUGACAGAUAAAUACGGCUACGAUGGGCUAUCAAAGAUCUUCCUUGCUUCGACGCCCCGAGUUUCACGAAUGAGGGACAUUGCUCUGGAGCUGGAGACCGCAAUGGGCAAAAUGUGGGGGAAAACCCCUGAGCACAUUUUCAAGCUGUUGAAACUGGACGCCGGAGUGGACACACUGCUGACCAACCCGAACGUGAAGACGCUGAGCGGCUACAUUGAGCGAUACAACUUGAAGAAUCCUGACCAACACACGACCUGGAUGGAGCUAUUCACGAAAUUCUAUGGUACCAAGGCUAUGUGGAACAUGAUAGAAAAGGCGAAAAAUGUGCAGCAGACGAAAGCCAUUGCGGCGAAAUGGCAGCCUCAGUUGAGUAGGCAGAUCCUGCUGGAGAAGGGCAUGACACCCGCGGACUUCUUCAAGCGUAUGGACCUUGAUGGAGGAGUGGAGAAGCUUCUGACCAGCCCGAACGUCCAGUCGCUGCGUGACUACGUGGAUCUGUUCAACCUCAAGAAUCCUGAACAGAAGACGACUGUGAUGGGGGUAUUCACGAAGUUCUAUGGAGUCAAAGCUGUUUCGGACAUGCUGGAGGCGGCUAAGAAGGUGUCAAGCACGGAUGACAUAGCGAAUGCAUGGAUCAAAGAGCUGAGGAGUGUAAGGUUGAGAGCUGGGAACAUCAAGAUUACACAAUAG
This is a messenger RNA of Phytophthora sojae, 1392 nucleotides long. RefSeq lists its product as hypothetical. The record is from RefSeq and is a predicted model, not a curated record. NCBI's taxonomy places the organism in Eukaryota, Oomycota, Peronosporomycetes, Peronosporales, Peronosporaceae. The coding region runs from base 1 to 1392 and encodes 463 amino acids. The transcript has a single exon.